AAUUUGACCAUGCCACCAAAGAAGAAGGAUGAGGCAACAGGCCCCCCUCCUCUCAUUGGAAGAAUGGGGACAAACCUCAAAAUAGGCAUUGUUGGUUUACCCAAUGUGGGGAAGUCAUCAUUUUUCAAUGUGCUAACAAAAAGUGCUGCCACGGCUGAAAAUUUUCCCUUCUGUACCAUUGAGCCAAAUGAAAGUCGUGUUCCUGUCCCUGAUGAGAGAUUUGAACACCUGUGUGAACACUACAAACCUGCCAGUAAAGUUCCUGCUUACCUGAAUGUAGUGGACAUUGCUGGCUUGGUCAAAGGUGCCCACGAAGGAAAAGGCUUGGGAAAUUCCUUUCUGUCUAACAUAAGUGCUUGUGAUGGGAUCUUUCAUGUUGUUAGGGCCUUUGAUGAUGAAGAAAUAGUUCACGUAGAAGGAGAUGUUGACCCCUCACGUGACUUAGAUAUCAUUCAUGAGGAAUUAAUGUUUAAAGACCAGGAAUAUCUAAACAAUCGCCUAGGAGGAUUGGAAAGAACAGUGGCCAGGGGUGGAGACAAAUCCAAAAAGCCAGAAUAUGACUGUUUAUGUAAAGUGAGGGAUUUACUAGAAAAUAAAAAGUGGGUCAGGAUGUCAACAUGGGAUGCUAAAGAGAUUGAAAUCUUGAACCAACAUUUAUUUUUAACCUCCAAGCCUAAAUACUUGAAUAUCGCAUUAAAAAAAAAUAAAUGGUUGGUAAAAAUCAAGGAAUGGAUUGACAAGAAUGACCCUGGGGCUAUGGUCAUCCUGAUGAGCUGUGCUGUGGAACUGGCCCUGCUAGAUAUGUCUGAUGAGGAAAAGCAAAAGUAUCAGGAGGAAAAGAAAGUUACAAGUGCAUUAGAGAAAAUCAUUGUUAAUGGAUACAAGGCACUGAAUUUACAAUACUUCUUCACCUCUGGUAAAGAUGAAGUCAAAGCUUGGACGAUACAGAAAGGAACAAAGGCCCCUCAGGCUGCAGGAAAGAUUCACACAGACUUUGAGAAAGGAUUCAUCAUGGCUGAAGUCAUGAACUAUGCUGACUUUAAAGAAUUCGGAUCUGAGGCGGAGUGCAAGGCCAAUGGUAAAUACCGACAGAAAGGAAGAGAAUACGUAGUGGAGGAUGGAGACAUUAUUUUAUUUAAGUUCAAUGCCGGUGCAGGGCUAACGGACAAAAAGAAAAAGUGAAACAAGAGGGAUAACUCCUCUGAAUGUGUUCGAGAGAUAUUGGAAUUGUGUCUGUUUUAAAGGCAUGAUUCAGGCAAAUGCAAUCUUAAUGAUAAAAUAUUGGGGGGUCUGGGUUAUUGGAGAGAAAAAGUUAAUGAAAAUUUUCUUUCUUCAUUUUAUACAUACUGUGGAAUCAUUAAAUUUCGUAAUGGUUCAAUUUGUGGAAUCGUGGGCACCUCUCAUCUACAAAUUUUAUGUCCACCGUGAAAUUUUGAUUCCACAGCAUCGCUUUUUAAUUGAGACUUAGAUGAUAUUGAAGUGAUGAUAUAAAUUUAUGAAAGCCUAAUGAAUUAUAAAUUGUGACAUAAAUAGGACAUCUGUCAGUCACAAAUUUUUUGACACCUUACUUUUGAGAGAAAGUUGUUUGGUAUUAUUUAUUAGUGAAAAAAAAGGAAUAUGGGUUGUAUAUGUACAUGUAUACAAUAACAUUUAAUAAUACAAAUAUUUGCGAGAAGAAACUUUUUUCUCAGGCAGUCUUUAAUAAUUGCAUGGAAAUAGAGUUCUCAUGAAUAAAAGAAAUUAACUGGAA
Molecule: messenger RNA, 1750 nt
Organism: Saccostrea cuccullata (small rock oyster)
Lineage: Eukaryota; Metazoa; Mollusca; Bivalvia; Ostreida; Ostreidae
Product: obg-like ATPase 1
Exons: 11
Coding region: 10-1182 (390 amino acids)
Cellular component (GO): cytoplasm
Molecular function (GO): ATP hydrolysis activity; ATP binding; GTP binding
Source: RefSeq, a predicted model, not a curated record